GCGCAAAGCGCCAGGCGGCGAGUCUCCACGGAGAGAGGCGCACAGCUCAAAAUAUAUUCAGUGUAUUGCAAAGAAGCGUGCGACGUGCCGUUCGCGUUUCGCUCGCGCGUUUGCUCCUUCGUUUGCGCGCGCAUCUUCUCUUUUCUCUCGGUUGUAAGACGACGCUUCGCGAUAUACUCUAUAAUAUACAUUAUAUGCUCGCACGAGCGUUUUCCGAGGAAAGAAAAAUAGUUGGACGCUUUUUCCUUCGAGAGGAGAAAAGAGCCUCUCUUUCUGUUUCUUUAUUUUCCCCUUCCCCCUUCCUCCACCCCAUCCCUGCCCUACCCCUCGACCCCUCUUUCUUUCUCGCUUUUUCUCACUUUUCCUCGACGUAGGAGCGUCGAAGAAGAUACAGGAGGAUCUUAGAGGAUACAGGAUCCUCUUAAAAAGAGGAGAACCGUGCGUGCCAGAGAGGAGGCUCUUUCUCUUGGUUGACCGUGAGCCCAGUCGUAAACGCCAUCCACUCUUUUCUCCGCUAGAGAGGAUUUUUCUGUGAAAAAAAGUAAAACAGAGGAGGAGAAGGAGGAGGAAGAGGAGGAGGAGGUUAUCGCUCGUGACUAGAAAGGAGGAAGGAGGAUCGACGAUCGGAGCUUUUCCCACGAGAGAGAUCGAUAGCGAAACAAUUGAGGAGCCAUGGCCUUCGAAUCUUGAAAGCUCAACAACGUUCGAUGCUUCGGCCGUGGUCUACGCGCAAAAUCUUUUGGAAGAUCUUCUUUCCGCAUAUAAAUUAGACGUGUACUUUUGAUUUCUUUUGCGAAACUUUGACGGAGAACUUUCCUUUCUCUACAUCGCCGCCGUUCGGGAUAAGAGAGAAUGGAACAUGAAGGAGACGGGUGCGAGUUGGUAGUAGAAGCGAGACCGUCGUCGUCACCGAUGCCACGUUGUUGGUCAUCAUCGUCGUCGUCGCCGUCGCCGUCGUCGUCGUCGUCGUCGUCGUCGUCGCCGCCGUCGUCGUCGUCGUCGUCGUCGUCGCCGUCGUCGUCGUCGUCGUCGCCGUCGUCAUCGUCCAGCGUCACCAACAUCCUUGUACUUUCAACGGAAGAAAAAACCGAUCGGCAUCGGUUCUCGUCAACGUUCUGGUCGUUCUCCUUGCCAUAUUGGUCCCUAUCGGUGCCAUCGUACGAAGUUACCGUAGUAGAGAGCUCGACGAGAGCGAUCGGUGGUGGCCCGGGUGCUGCCGCCGGGCCGGCGAUGCGACGAUGAGCUCGUCGAGGGUGUUAGCAUCACCACCACCACCACCACCACCACCACCACCACCACCACUACCACCACCACUACUACCAUCACCAUCGCCAUUGACGCUAUUAUCUUUAGCACUCCACGCCCGUUUCUAUCUACCGCCCUCCGAUUGUUGUCAUUGUUGCCGGAGAUCUUACAUUCCGGAAAAGUUAACGAGAGUAAAGACCUGGAGGAGGAGGGGGAAGAGGAGGAAAAGGGAGGUGGAGCGAGCCGGUGCUGGACCGACGACGAGGGCAACGACGACGACGACGACGACGACGACGACGACGAGGAGGAGGAGGACGACGACGACGACGAGAAGAAGAGUGAGGAGGACGGAAAGGGCGACGGCGACGACGUUUCUUCGAUUCGUCCUUCGGCCAUGGACCUCGAAACGAGGAACGGCACUGACAACAAUGAAGACGACGACGAGUACACCAAUAUUCACUUUAUCAUUGGCGACCGCAGAGAGACGGCAACCUAUCGCUCUGACCAGGUUACGGACAAGGAGCUGAAGGAACUCUUUAGAAACGCUGCGGAGGCUGGACCUCUGGAUAUCGUGAAGCUUCGCAAGGGAGAUAAGCUCCUGAAUAUUUCGUGUCACUUGCCGGCAAAUACUCCCGACACGCCCUAUGUUCUUCAGGUCGUCGGUGCUCACCCCGCCUCCUCGGGGAUGAUGGAGUUAGAAGUUCUGCGGGCACUCGAGAGCCGCGUGGCGAGCCUGGAGCGGGAACUGCGCGAGCACCAGGAGGCCAUUUGCGCGUCACCACCGUUGGCACUUCGGGAACUUAAGAGGCAGGUCGACAGCUUCAAGAACAAGCUCGAGACUACCGAGCACCUCAGCUGGCUGGGUUUCUACAAGCAACUUCCAGAACCCAUUUCCUCGAAAGCAUGUAGAAGGUUACAAUAUCGUCGGAAGAGCGACGGCAUAAAGCGUAAAGUGCGAGAAAAGUUCCUCAACAUCUGCGAUGUGGCCAUGUCAUCGAACGUUCGAGAAUGGCUUCGCUCGCCGGCCUUCGAUGCCCGACAAUGGGAAGACGAGGAGCUCCUUCUGAUGCUGCAAACGAUGUUCGUCGAGCUCGACCUACCUCAAAAGUUCAACAUUCCCUUAUACGUUCUGAGGAACUUUCUAUACGAGGUCUACAUAAACUACAACGAGGUGCCAUUCCAUAACUUCCGGCAUUGUUUCUGCGUCGCUCAAAUGAUGUACGCGAUAGCUUGGGCGGUGGAUUUGCCGUCGCGGAUCGGCAACCUCGAGGUCUUCGUCCUGAUUGUCUCCUGCAUAUGCCACGACCUCGAUCAUCCGGGCUACAACAACAUCUAUCAGAUAAACGCGCGUACCGAGUUGGCCCUGCGUUACAACGAUAUCUCGCCUCUGGAGAAUCAUCACUGUUCGGUGGCCUUUCGCGUCCUAGAGUCCGCCGAGUGUAACAUCUUGGCGUCCUUGGACUGUUCGACCUACAGGACGGUGCGCGAAGGUAUCAUACGAUGCAUUCUCGCAACCGACAUGGCAAGGCAUAACGAGAUACUAGCGCAAUUCACCGACAUCAUCGCGGACUUCGAUUACUCGAACAGGGCCCACAUUAAUCUGCUAUCGAUGAUCCUGAUAAAGGUUGCCGACAUCAGUAAUGAGGCACGGCCUAUGGAAGUCGCGGAACCGUGGUUGGACAGGUUGCUUCAAGAGUUCUUCAAGCAGAGCGACGCGGAGAAACUCGAAGGGCUUCCGGUAACUCCGUUUAUGGAUCGUGACAAAGUGACAAAACCCUCGUCGCAGUGCAGCUUUAUCGGCCUAGUUCUUCUUCCUCUCUUCGAAGCCCUCGGCGAGCUGUUUCCCGAACUCGAGGAUCUCAUAGUGCGACCGGUGAGAGAAGCUCUCGAGUAUUAUCGAAGACUUAACGAGGCGGCAAAGGACGAGCGGCAUCAUCGUAAGAGCGUGGUAGAUCUCGGAGAAUCGAAUCAGUCUUUGGCCCAGGUCGCGACUAGUUCAACGGCCGCGGCCUCGACGUCGACGUCGACGUCGACAUCGGCAACGACGGCGGUCGUCAAAUCUACCUCGUCUCAUAGCAUGCGCUCUAAACGUUCCGCCGGUACUAUUCACUCGAGAUCGCGCUCGACGGAGGAGGACAUUACGACGGAAGAUCUAACGAUCGAGGAAGCGGAGAAUCUCGAGAGUUCGGAUCCCGAGACGGCAACCGAAGUCGAGAUCAGUGAGAAGACGUUAAAGUUUAAAAUCUCGACGGAGGGUACGACCGUUGGAUCUGCCACGCAUUCCGGCAGAAAGAGUUAUCCCGGUAGCCGGAAGGGCAGCAAGGAGAAAUCCUCCUUGGAUUAUCACAAUUACGAGCUUGCGCGAGCCAUGAGGGAACACGAGCGCGAGCGCGAUCGAGAGCGCGAGAGGGAGAGGGAGAGGAGACGUAGCCGCGGCGAGAACAAUCUCGGGAGUGAUCUUAGCUCGCCGGUUAGCGUGAGAUCGAUCGACGGCAGUAAAAUACUCGAAGAACUCGAGCGAGACGAUUCCAUUUUCUUCGAUGAGAACGUCAUCAACGAGGAGAUACAGGUGGUCGAGGGUAACGGGAACGCGAUCGGUGACUUCCAAAAGGAACGUACCAGAAGGAAUGGCUCGAAGCAUCAAUCCUCUUCCGGGAUAGGUCGCAAGGACGUUCCGAUAAUUCGACGAGAAUCGAUCGUCUCUUUGCGUUGCUCUUGCGACGACAAGAGCAACUCCUCGAAUAAUCACAAGUCGUUGCUAUCGCGUUUGAGGAACUUUACGGAUCGUUUGAGCAUAAGUUUCGACUCCAAAGAUUCACCUAGUCCAAGAGCCACGAAACACGUGGCGAAAAGUCUGAAUAAAAACAAUUCCAUGAGCGCUAAUACUUGCACCGCUAUCGCCAGGCGCCGGCAACAGCAGCAGCAGCAGCAGCAGCAGCGCGAUCCUCCGAGCAUUUGCAAGCGAUGUAAUCUCAGGAAAGUAGUAGCGAGCAAGGAGGACGCCGGAAAGAUCCCUCCGACGACGGUAGUCGAGCUGUCGAGGGCUAUAGAUAAGAGGGCUAUGACGUUGCCGAAAGUGAGAAAGAUGCAGGAUUCGAAGAGUAAGGGUUGGAAGACGGUCUUCGCGAAGGAAAGAAAAUCGUCGGCCUCGUUGGAAGUUUUACCCGGCGAGAAUAAGUCGAUCGAAUCGAAGCAUCGGAGAAAUCUAUCGAAUCCGGAAGGUAAAUGUUCAAAGGGGCAAAAGGGCCUCGACAUUGGCAUCGACAUCGGCAUAGACAUAGACAUCGAGUUCAAGGAGAUCGAGGUGCGCCCUUCUAGAGGCAUCGGUCAGCAACAACGGGAAAAACCAGAGAUAGUCGUUAAUCCGGAUAGCUCGUCGCCGUGCGGAUACGAGGACGCCGAGGAUAUGGGAAAAGUCGAAAUCAGACGGAGCUCCGCCAGUAUGGAGGACAUAUCAAAGAUCACGAAGCAAACUGAAAAUAUUCUUUUGGGCUCCUUGGAGGCAAAAAAAGCGGAGGACCUUCAGCAUACGGGUAGUUUAGACUCGAUGCUUUGUAAGGAGUCGUUAAAGGCGAGGAAAAAGAUUAACGCGUUCUCAUCGCCUGCCGCCUCGAAGAAAUCCUCGCCGGGUCUCUUUUCGCGUUUCAAGUCAGGCAUGAGCAUCGACAGCACCAGGAGCAACAGCAACAGCGGUUCGUUGCACGAUCAGGGCUCGCAACACUCUCAGACCGGUUGGAUAUCCUCCUUGGCCGCAAGUUUUCGGCCAAAGAGACAAACGACGAGCGAGUUGCCGUCCUCGUCGACCCCGGUCCAUCCCCAAUCACAGAAAUCUCAGAGCCGCGAUGAGAUCAAGUGAUACGUCCUUCGCGUCGAUCGAGGAGCCGAAAGAGAUGGAUCUUCCAAUUCGUCGCGUCGAGAAUGGUGGGCGCGACAGCCGUUCUGCUGCAACAGCUAAUUUAGCGCGAGAAGAAACUCUCUUCUUCGGCUCGCGAUCGAGCGCGAUAUUUGAUUUGCCAAAUCGCUACCAAAUUUUUUUCCCGGUGUUCCAGCGAGUCGCGCUUCGACCAUGGAAUCGACCAAAUUUCUAACGAGACUUUCCAAUUCCUUGGAUUUCGGUGUAGCAUCUCAUUUUUCCCUUGCUACGCGACCUCCUACGCGUCACGCCAUUUUUUCUCCCUUUCUUCUUUUUAUUCUUUAUAUUUUGUUUUUCUUCCUUUCUUUCUUUCUUUCCCUCUCUUCUUCCUCCCUUUUCUUUCCAUUCCUUUUCUUUUCUUUUUUCGAUAAACAUAGAUUAGGUUAUUUAUUGUCGAAUCAUGGCACAGCCUAACGAGUAAAUGUCAAUGUUGUUCGUUGAAUAGAUGCGCGUAUAUACCUAUAUAUAUAUAUAUAUGAAUAUACGGAAAAGAGGUAAGCGUAGAAGAAUAAACGCCCUUAAGGUAUUCGUCUCGUUCGACAUCGGACAACACAUUGUGUACGCAUACGUGUGUCGCUUAAGCGCGUUUUACGCAUGUGUGCAGCUAUUUGUGUACAUAUAAGACACGUCACACACAACAAGUUUAUAUAUGUAUAUAUACAUAGGAUAUGCUAGUUAGAUAGAGAAAAAAUGUUGAUUCGUAGACGGAUCGACUCUUGCGUGUAUGAUACAGAAACGAACGAAAGAUAUAGGUAUGAGAGAUAGCUCUAGUGGAAAUAAGAAAGACGCAGCCUAAUUGUCUUUCUGAUUUGUGAUCGGUGAAACGAUCGACGAACGAUCGACCGCUCGAUCCCUCGACGUUGUUGAAACACGCGCCUUUUUUUUUUUUUUAAUCUUCGAUUACUUUUUUUUCUGCUUUCCUCUUUUUUUAAAUGUUUAUAUUUUUAUACUAUUAUUACAUCGGCGUGUCCGUAAGCGAUUAAGAAACCGCACGUAUUGUUGAACUCUAGUCUUACGUUAUUGUUUUUGAGAGAGAGAGGGGGGGGAAGGAGAGGAGAGGAGAGGGGGAGAGCCUGAACCUAUAUUAGGGUAUUUUUUAGUUUUUUAAUUUUUUCUUUUUUUCUUUUUUUUUUUUUUUUUUUUUUUUUUUUUCUUUUUUUUAAUAACGACCGUAGCUUUAUUCUUUAGGGGGUAAGUUUACCCUUCGACUUUGACGAUCUCAACGAUCGUUUUGCGUUAACGCGCCUAACGUUCCUUUCAACCUUUUCCUUUCGUUGCGUCGAGGAAAAAGGUUCGUUAAGUUUUAUCGAAGGAAAAUAAUUGAGAAAUCAAAUGAAUGCGACGAGCAAUGUCUACGAGUUGACUCUAAUGAUACUUUUAAAUUUUGAGACACGCCUCUUCAUCGAAUCAAAAAUCGUCACUUCCUGGAAAUACUAAACAAAUAUUGUUCUACGUAUGUAUAUCGAUUCGUCGAUCGUCUGUCUGUCUCUUACGACUAUAAAUGUGCAAACUUCCUUUAGAUGUAUGAACUUUUAUCCUAAAGAUUGCGAGUAGAAAAAAAGGACUACCUUUUAUAUCGGUAUAUGUUGGCAAUUCGGAAGGAUUCGAAAUCGUGGAAUGAGAAUUGGAAGGAACGAGAGUGCUACGCCGUGCGUUAAGAGAAAGAGAGAGUAUGUGUGUGAGAGAGAGAGAGCAAGAGAGAGAGAGAGAGAGAGAGAGAGAGAGAGAGAGAGAGAGUGAAAGCCGCGUAAAGUAAAUGUAUAGACUAUAUAUGAUCAAUUAUCAAACACUAUCUGUGCCUGACCUACGUAUUUAUUUGUCAUUUUCCUAAUUACUAAUCUUACCCUCUUCUCAUAUGGCCGAAUAAAUGUGGGCCAAUUUUUCUAACUAAACUGGUAAAAAAAAAAAAAGAGAAGAUUUUUAAUCUAGCCGGACAAUCAAUAUCGCUCGAUAGAAUUCCAAAUGGAUCGUUAAAAACGUAUCUCUAUCGAAUGUUCGAAGCGUCUUACGAUUUUACUUAAAAACCGAGAAAUGUAUGAACGAUAAAAACGCGUUUCCGCGAAAAUCGAACUAAAGCAUCAAAACAAAAAUUUGAAAUAUAUUUUUAAAUGUCCACUUUAAUACUAAUGCUUUUUUAUCGGUUAGUAUAUAUAAAUUAGAGUCGAUCGAAUAGCAGAUAUAAUUCUCUGACCGCGCAUGGUUAAUGCGCGUGAUACGUGCUAAGAGGAAGAGAAGAAGAAAAAGGGAAAGUGAGAGCAGCGAUCAAAAAGUUGAAACUUUGAAAUCGAUAUCAAAUGGGCCAAGCGGGUCGCAUCCUCGCGACACCGCCCUCACUUGUCAAUUCGUUAUUUACUCGCACUACGUGUCCUUCUCAUAUUUCAAUUACCAUUGUCAAUUACGGAAUACAACCGGUCGAUCUCUGUCACAGCUUCUCUUAUCUCCAAAGAGAAUUUACUUUAGUGUCGUGAAAUAUUAAAAUCCUAUUAAGCGCACCGUCGAAUCCGAUUCUCCUCUGUCAUGCGUUGGUCCUAUCGAACAAUACGACAAAUUUAUCCGUUUGUCGUCUUUCCCAAUCCAUAGAUUAACGAACGAGAUUCAUAAAGUACAGAUUAAACUGCUUAUUUUAUCUCAUAUGAAAAUAGCACGAACUGACCCAAUGUCGUAUAUAAGGAAAAAGAUAAGUAUACAAAUGAACGAAAAAAAGAAAAAAGAAAAAAAAAUAUAUAUAUAUAUACAUGAAUUACAGUUCUAUGUACGGAUAGAAAUAUAUUUAGCUGAUACGAGAGUUUAACCGUUUGCGUAUCAGACAAAACAUAAUCGAAAAACGCCAAGGAGCAUAAUCGCGCUUCGUCGAUUACAUAUCGAAAAAAGCCGAAGAGCGCGAUAGCGCUUGUCAUGUUCAAUGCGGUAAACAAACAUAUAUGCAAUACAUAAAAUAAAGUUAUGAAUGAAAAAA
Messenger RNA from Vespa mandarinia (Asian giant hornet), 8114 nucleotides. RefSeq names its product phosphodiesterase 9 (gene Pde9). The record is from RefSeq and is a predicted model, not a curated record. Gene Ontology annotation, biological process: signal transduction. Gene Ontology annotation, molecular function: 3',5'-cyclic-nucleotide phosphodiesterase activity. NCBI's taxonomy places the organism in Eukaryota, Metazoa, Arthropoda, Insecta, Hymenoptera, Vespidae.